AUGAGCAAGAAGGCGAAAAAUGGAAAGGAACUCGAGCCAACGAAACCCAAUGUCGAAAUCAAGGAGACCCGAGGAAAAGGAAAAGGGCUGUAUGGCACAAAGUUCAUGGAAGCUGGAUCCUUUGCAAUUCUUUUCACAACCGAUCACACUUCGGAGGAGGAGAAGAUGAGAAGAUUCGAGAUGUAUGGAUCCAAAAUGAUACCAACUUAUUUCUUGGAUUCUGGAAACCACACUGUUUUUAUGUAUUUUUAUAACUGGAAAAACUAA
Molecule: messenger RNA, 267 nt
Organism: Caenorhabditis briggsae
Lineage: Eukaryota; Metazoa; Nematoda; Chromadorea; Rhabditida; Rhabditidae
Exons: 1
Coding region: 1-267 (88 amino acids)
Source: RefSeq, a predicted model, not a curated record